AGCCAUCUAGCAACGACAGUUAAAUUCCUCUUUCCUAGUCGCAAGCGGCACUGAAGCGUUCAGUUCGGCCGAGGUCCUCACUCAAUAUGUCCGCCUAAAAGGUCCACAUUAGCUCAGUAGGAAUGCGGUAGGCGGGGCUGCUAGGCUAGUGUCAAACUUUGGGAAUGACAGGAGUGCUGCAGGAUUCGCAAAGAAGGGGAAGUGUCGCCCUUGUUGGUCCUGUUUGGAUUACUUUGACUUGUUUUUACGCGCAGCCGUCGGAUUCACCACCUUUCUGCAGAUAGUUCGGCCCCAGCAGACUCCUCAGCCAUGUCGGAGGACCUGAGCUCCCAACCCUGGUCCAUCAACAAAGAUGAUUAUGAGCUACACGAGGUGAUUGGGAGUGGGGCCACAGCAGUGGUUCAAGCAGCCUACUGUAUACCUCGCAAGGAGAAGGUGGCCAUCAAACGCAUCAACCUUGAGAAGUGCCAGACGAGUAUGGAUGAACUCCUGAAAGAGAUUCAGGCCAUGAGCCAGUGCCACCACCCCAACAUCGUGUCUUACUACACCUCCUUCGUGGUAAAGGAUGAGCUGUGGCUGGUUAUGAAGCUGCUCAGUGGUGGCUCAGUGCUGGAUGUGAUCAAGCAUAUCAUCUCGCGAGGUGAACACAAGACUGGUGUCCUGGACGAGGCCAGCAUAGCCACCGUGUUGAAAGACGUGCUCGAAGGCCUGGAGUACCUACACAAGAAUGGGCAGAUCCACAGAGAUCUUAAGGCUGGAAACAUUCUCCUCGGGGAUGAUGGCUCAGUGCAAAUUGCAGACUUCGGCGUCAGUGCCUUUCUAGCCACAGGAGGAGAUAUUACUCGAAAUAAAGUGCGCAAGACGUUUGUGGGAACACCGUGCUGGAUGGCCCCGGAGGUCAUGGAGCAGGUGAGGGGUUAUGAUUUCAAAGCCGAUAUUUGGAGUUUUGGAAUCACGGCCAUUGAGCUAGCCACGGGAGCUGCACCUUAUCACAAAUACCCACCAAUGAAGGUCUUGAUGCUGACGCUGCAGAAUGAUCCUCCAGCUCUGGAGACCGGCAUCACAGACAAGGAGAUGGUAAAGAAAUACGGCAAAUCCUUCAGGAAGAUGAUCUCACUGUGUCUACAGAAGGACCCGGAGAAAAGGCCGACGUCCUCAGAGCUGUUGAAGCAUAAAUUCUUUCAGAAAGCAAAGACCCAUGAGUAUUUACAUGAGAAGCUACUUCAGAGGGCGCCCACAAUAACAGAGAGGUCGAAAAAGGUACGUCGAGUGCCAGGUUCCAGUGGCCGGCUGCAUAAAACAGAGGAUGGCGAGUGGGAAUGGAGCGACGACGAGCUGGAUGAAGAAAGUGAAGAAGGCAAAGCAGCUGUUGCAGCCUUAAGGGAGCAGCAGGUGAAACCUGUUAGCGCCCCCAGGCGACAAGUGCGCUUCUCCUACCCACUCGAGCUGCCUGCAUCCAGGUCACCCAGAGUGAAGGAGGGAUCGCAGAAUUCAGAGGUUUUCCAGACUCCUGAGCCUUUAAGUAGUCAACUCCAGCCGAUGGCCGCCGGUCAGGCUGAACUACCUCAGGCUGCAGGCCAAGUUCCACUGCAGCCCACACCAGUCAACACUCAAUCCACUGCCCAGGCUGCAUCUCCCACACCAGGCCUACCUGCUGCUGCUGCUGCUACUGUUCCCACUCAGACUCCAGCUGCCUCUGGCGAUGUUAAGGCUCCCAUUAGUUUGGUAUUAAGGUUAAGAAAUUCAAAGAAGGAGCUAAAUGACAUCCGCUUUGAAUUUAUGCCAGGGAGAGACACGGCAGAUGGUGUGUCGCAGGAGCUGGUGUCAGCAGGCCUGGUGGACGGGAGGGACUUAGUAAUAGUUGCUGCAAAUUUACAGAAAAUAGUUGAUGAGCCUCAAUCCAAUAAAAAUGUCACUUUCAAGCUGGCUUCUGGAAUUGAGGGAUCCGAAAUACCAGACGACGUCAAGUUGAUGGGCUUUGCUCAGCUCAGCAUUAGUUAAACUGUUGUUCUACCUGGGACCGUGACUUGCCUAAAAAAUGUGAAAAUUAAAAAAAAAAUAGUUUAAUGCAUUUUUUUUUCUUUCCAUGGCUGUAAAGAAACCACUACUGCCAAAGAAAACAGUACCAUUGUGUCACCCAUAGGAUUAUAAAAUGCCGCCUGGAUAAAAAUGAGGCGGUCCGCUGAAGCGUCAGAGCGAACAGUAUGAGAAUCACUCGGAAAAAAAUAAAAGUUUACAGUGUAUAAGUAGAAGGAUGCAAGUAUCAACAGCAAGCUGUUUUUUUUCCUUUCUGAUCUCCAUCGUUCUGUUAUUUUUCUCUCUAAUAUGUGAUGCAUUUGCACAAUCUGAACUAACGCCCUCGAACCCCGAUAAGUGUAACAAUGCCUUAUAUUCAUCAGAACUACUGAAUGCACGUUUUGGGGACGUCCCCCGGCUACCAUGUGGAGCAUUACGUCGUCUGAAAUGCACAAAUGUGGUUUCAGCUGCCGAUGUCCAACUUUUUACGACAUUUCAAAUGAACUGAAUAUGACAUUUUAGACAAACUUAAUGUAAUUCCAAAUGACUUGAUCAGAAGGCUGUGAACACAAUAAUGGCUUAGUUAAAUUCUGUAUUUUUCCUAUUAUCAACAAAACCCAUAAAAGACCAAAAUCAGCAAAGUGUAUCUCUAAAUGUUGAAUUUCUGUACAGUGACUGCCCAUUUGCUCCUUUAAAAAUGGGUAAAAACUGUACGGUAUCAUUUAAUAAAAGCAGUGAAAUCCUUUCCUAGAAUGGAAUACACGUUAACGAUUCACUUCUUGGUGAUUAUUUCUUAGCAGUAUUUGGUUCCUUGUGAGAUAUUUCAGCAGCAGUAAAAUUCACUGAGUCAAAUAAAUUGUUUUUCUGACUACAGUUUACCUUUAAUGAAGGCUGUCCAACGUUUACACUGUAUCCCAGUAACAAAGGAGGUCUGUUGCAGAGGCUAAUGAGCUACUAUAUAUCAAACUUACUCAUUAAUAUGAAUAUUAACUGGGAUACGACUUGGGAUUUGUUGACAAUAAAUAAUAAAAAAUACAGGAUAUCAUCAGACUUAUGCUCCUGAUGGAAAUCUCAAAUAAUUUUGCUCGAUUAAAAAAAAAGCUUAGGAGAAGAGUUUCUACAAGUACCGUAGCUUCCAAAAAAAUCUAGAAAAAUUCUUCAUCUUCUCUAUCUGAUUAUCGAUUGAAUUAUAAAGUAAAAAGCUGUGCGGCAGCUGAAACCACAUGCUGUCCGAGCAGAUGCCAGUCUGUCGGUAUUAGUUUGUGUCUGUUUGGAAUCGGUUUCACAAAUCCUUAAGAAGAAAAAAAAGACGAAGACUUAAGUGCAUAUUUGUUUAUGUGGAUGAAAAAAUAAGUACUUGAUUUAACCUCUAGUAUGUAAAUAAUGACAUUUGGCUUUGAUUUGUUUUUAUACCGGGUGUUUCACUCUUGGCCUUUUUUUCUGUCUCGUGACACGACUGUGGGUUGAAGGAAGACGUCAGCAGCGCCGCAAGUUUGACGUUUUGCAGGGCGCGCUGUCGUCAACUGUGUGCCACGUAUGAUGCUCAUUUACCUUUUACUCAUCGGAUAUCGUCAGCUUUUUACUUUUUUUGCCUUUUGACAAGUUUGAAUAUAUUUUACAGUGGAGGCACAGAUGCACCACGUCAUGCCUGGCCACCUUAAAUUUCCCCAAAUUUUGAAUAAAAUCGCCUCCAGCUCUUAAUAAAGCCGAGGCUGUUUACAGUAGCUAGUUCUUUUAACCCACAUCUGAAGUCAUACAGCUGCUUAAACAUAUGUGUUUUUCUGCUUUCCUUCAGCUUUGAGACCUCAGCCGUGAUUGUAAACAUUUUUUUUUUUUUUGGAAAAAAGGCUGUCCUCGGCACAGACGUUUCAUCCUUUUCAGCCGCACUCUGGAUGUUUUUGUGCGUUAACGUGCAUUAAUAACACGGUUUGAUGAAUGUGCACCUCGCAGUUACCGGCGACGUCAGCGGGAGGUUCGUUUACCUCUCUGCUGUAAUGUGUAGAUCUGAAAUGCCAGCAAAGUUGAACUGUUUCAUUUGGUCAUGUGAUGCUGUCAUAACCCUACAGAUGCCAUAUUGAAUGAAAUUGAAUGCAUUUUUGCUUGCAGAUAAAAUGUUCAGUAUUUUGACUAUAAACAUGUUAAAUUUUACGCUAGCCUUAAACUGAAAAUGACCAAGUGUAUUUUUUCCUCUCUCUUUUUUUUGGUCAAGGUUUUGAUUUAGACUUUAAGUGUCUUUGAAAAGUAGUUCUGGUGGCAUGUGAAAAUUACACCAACUCAUCUGCUCCUGUAAGAGGUGCAGCAAACCCAAUGUUACUCUUAAGUUGUCAAACUGCAGUAUUUGGUGCCAUUUUCCUGUCUGCAGAUGAUGGCAGACGAGGACAGGAUCGGUGUGUAUGACCCCUGAGAGAAGUGCGUGUCUGUUUGUGUGUGUUGUGUAGCUCAAGCCCUUCUUCUAACAAGAGUUGAAGAUCUAAUGGCUUAUUUCUCCUCCCUCUUUCUCCAACAGUCUCUAACAAAACUGUAGCAACUGAACAGAUGACCAGAAAAAAAACAAAA
Messenger RNA from Acanthochromis polyacanthus (spiny chromis), 4572 nucleotides. It is a transcript of the gene oxsr1b, whose product is annotated as oxidative stress responsive kinase 1b. Gene Ontology annotation, molecular function: protein serine/threonine kinase activity; ATP binding. Gene Ontology annotation, biological process: protein phosphorylation. NCBI's taxonomy places the organism in Eukaryota, Metazoa, Chordata, Actinopteri, Pomacentridae. The transcript has 19 exons. The record is from RefSeq and is a predicted model, not a curated record. Bases 310 to 2001 code for a protein of 563 amino acids.